AUGUUGCAGUGGUCGGGAACAAGAAUUUUACGUCCUCAUGAACUUGAUGCGUUUCUCGCUCAAGCAGUUUCUCCUGAACGUCAUGAUCCAGAGCAGGACCUGGAGACGGAGGCCUUGGACGCCCGCGGUCUGCAGUUGGCGUCCGUGUUGAUGAGCGGCGUGGACACGGCGAUGUUUGCUAACGAUGCGUGUGGUCGCCCCGUGCCCUGGGAGCACUGCUGUCCCUGGAUGUUCUUUGACGGAAAACUCUUUCAAAGUAAAAUAAUCCGAUCCAAACAGGGGCGGGGCCAGCUGCUGUCCCUUUGUGACGGACAGACGGAGCUCACGGCCAAAGUGGAGAUGAUGCGGCAAAGUAUUCUGGAAGGCCCUGUGCUUCCUCCAUCAGGCCCUGUGCUUCCUCCAUCAGUCCCUGUGCUUCCUCCAUCAGUCCCUGUGCUUCCUCCAUCAGGCCCUGUGCUUCCUCCAUCAGGCCCUGUGCUUCCUCCAUCAGGCCCUGUGCUUCCUCCAUCAGGCCCUGUGCUUCCUCCAUCAGCCCUGUGCUUCCUCCAUCAGUCCCUGUGCUUCCUCCAUCAGGCCCUGUGCUUCCUCCAUCAGGCCCUGUGCUUCCUCCAUCAGGCCCUGUGCUUCCUCCAUCAGGCCCUGUGCUUCCUCCAUCAGGCCCUGUGCUUCCUCCAUCAGUCCCUGUGGUCGCAGAGAGGCUUCAUGAACACUACAUCAAAUGAAGUUGGAGAAUAA
Messenger RNA from Knipowitschia caucasica, 735 nucleotides. The record is from the annotation of a GenBank genome assembly. Lineage: Eukaryota; Metazoa; Chordata; Actinopteri; Gobiiformes; Gobiidae.